GUAGCAUGCCGUUAUUAGAUGGCUAUGAUGAUAUUCCAUUGCAGGAAUUAAAAUCAACGCCACUGGAUACGUUUGAAUCAGCGUUGAAUGUGAAUAGUUUUUCAAAUUCUUACGAUAUUAAUGAAGUUUUGGAUUUAAGUCAAAUGCCUUUAAAAGUGCCGGGAAUAGAUACAACACAGCCAGAAGGCAACAUGAUUGAUAUAGUUGAUAAUAUUCCUCUAUUAAGAGGCCCAACUGUAAGUAAUGUAGAAACAUUUAAGAAUGACGUGACUAAAAAUGUGCCAUUCGAUGCGAAUGAAGAGGUAAUAAAAAUUUUGAAAUUUUUGGAGACACAACCAAAACAAGAAGUAAUAGAGUUUACAAAUACUCCGCCGAUACUAUUGCCAACGACGGUUACACAGAAAGUUAUUAAAUGUGCUAACUGCAAUUCCAUAUUUAACAUGGAUGAAUUCCAAUCACACAUUUGUGAUUAUGAUGAAGAUCAUAAUUUAAUAACAUCAAAAAUAACAAAAGUUUCCAACACCAUCAAGCCUGUAAAGGAAGAACCCUUAUUGCCAACAGAACCUGCUUGCAUACGUUUACUAAAAGAAAAUCAAAUACGCAUACGACGCUUUCUUAAGGACGAAUUAAAAUACGAUGUUAAUAGCUGUUUAAAUGCAAUUACCACCUCUUCUAAUACUUCUGGCAGCAACGCAUCUUAUUCCUCAAAUGUUUCCAUAAACAGUAAUAAGAAACAAGAUGGUCCUCAUGAAUGCACCUUGUGUGAAAGAAAAUUUGUUCAUGCUUCUGGUUUAUUACGUCAUAUGGAAAAACAUGCUUUAGAUUUAAUACCCACCACAAACACUACAACCAACAAUAAAAAUGUAUCUACACAAGGAGCACAUGGUGUAAAUGGUUUACGGGUAGUCAUUAAAUGUACUUUAUGUGGACGUAUUUUCUUUGAAUCAAAUGAAGCUUUGAACCAUUUGUAUUCACAUUUUCCCGAUUCCUUAGAUGAAGAAAAGGAACUGGAUAAUUGUUCUGAAAUUCCUUAUGAUGCCUAUAUUGAUGAUGCCUUGAAUAGUUUAAGAGUUGAGGUUCAAGAAGGAUCUUUUUAUAAUUCUUCAAUUUCUAACUUUCAAGAGGAGAAAACACCGCUUUAUCUUAAAAUUGUUAUUUUAAGUUGUAUUCUACAAUGCGAAUUUUGUGACCUAAUAUUCUCCGAAGUAUCCUAUUUAUUUGUGCACUCAGCAUGUCAUUUACCAUUUAGAAGAUUUGAAUGUUUUUCUUGUGAUAUCCAUGUCAGAACAUCGAAGGAAAUCUGUACACACUGGCAAGCAGAAUGUGUUUUCAUGCGUGAAAAUUUAAAGGUUCAUUGCGCCACUACUCAACGUUAUUUUGUCUGUAAUGUGUGUGAGAAUAAAUUCCAGUCAAUGGAAUUGCUACAUGAGCAUCGUUAUACAUCUUAUCAUUUCUUUCCACGUUUAAAUAAAGUUACUGGCACACUGCAAUUGCCUUGUGAAUAUUGUGAAAGUAUUUUUGAAAAUGCCCAAGAAUGUGUAACCCACUAUGAAGAGAAACAUUAUAGGAAAUAUAAACGUGAUAAAGAUGGUACUAGUGGAUCUAGUAAGACUCGACAAUACUUAUGCGAUAUAUGUGGAAAAUCGUAUACACAAUCCAGUCAUUUAUGGCAACAUUUGAGAUUUCAUCAAGGAGUGAAGCCAUUUGCAUGUAAAGAACCAGGAUGUACACGAAAAUUUACCAUACGUCCCGACCUAAAUGAUCAUAUACGUAAGUGUCAUACUGGCGAAAGACCUUAUCAUUGUCUUGUAUGUGGUAAGCGUUUUCUUACGGGAUCGGUUUUUUAUCAACAUCGUCUUAUACACCGUGGCGAAAGACGUUAUGAGUGUGAAGCUUGUGGUAAACGUUUUUAUCGUGCUGACGCUUUAAAAAAUCAUCAACGUAUUCAUACGGGAGAAAAACCAUUUGGUUGUCAUUUUUGCACCAAAAACUUUAGACAACGUGGUGAUCGUGACAAGCAUAUACGAGCACGACACUCUCACCUAGAUGCCAAUGCUCGUCUAAUGAUGCAAAUGCAAAAGUUACAAUUAGAAGCGGCAGCCGCUCAGGACCAUGAUGCACAAAAACUGGAAAUUUCAACAAAUUCUCAGGAUUAUGUUUCUGUCAGUCAUGAAAAUAUCAAAUCUCCCCUAGAGCAUGAUCCUACCAAAUUUUCCUAUGUUAGGAAUAACAAUAAUAUAAAUGAUAUUUUCAUGAUGGGUAAUGUAGAGUUUUCCAAAAAUGUGUUUGAGUCAAUAAUAUCCGACAUUAUAGAUUAAAAAUAUUUUCUUUUUUAUUGAAUAAUUUCCUGUUUUCUGUAACAGUAGUUAAAAUGUUAUCAAACUGAAAUAAAAUGUUCAUUUAAUACAAAACUAC
This is a messenger RNA of Lucilia cuprina (Australian sheep blowfly), 2415 nucleotides long. Its product is annotated as testis-specific zinc finger protein topi. Gene Ontology annotation, cellular component: nucleus. Bases 6 to 2318 code for a protein of 770 amino acids. Gene Ontology annotation, molecular function: DNA-binding transcription activator activity, RNA polymerase II-specific; RNA polymerase II cis-regulatory region sequence-specific DNA binding. NCBI's taxonomy places the organism in Eukaryota, Metazoa, Arthropoda, Insecta, Diptera, Calliphoridae. Gene Ontology annotation, biological process: regulation of transcription by RNA polymerase II. The record is from RefSeq and is a predicted model, not a curated record. The transcript has 5 exons.